Messenger RNA from Populus nigra (black poplar), 3118 nucleotides. Its product is annotated as golgin candidate 6. Gene Ontology annotation, biological process: endoplasmic reticulum to Golgi vesicle-mediated transport; intracellular protein transport; transcytosis. The transcript has 19 exons. Gene Ontology annotation, cellular component: Golgi stack; cytoplasm; endoplasmic reticulum. The record is from RefSeq and is a predicted model, not a curated record. NCBI's taxonomy places the organism in Eukaryota, Viridiplantae, Streptophyta, Magnoliopsida, Malpighiales, Salicaceae. The coding region runs from base 198 to 2945 and encodes 915 amino acids.
GAAAUAACGACGCCCAGAUCCAAUUUUGACCUUUCCCUUUUCUUCUCUAUUCACUUCACUCGAUCUCCCCUCCCUCUCCUUGCCCGAGCACUAGGGUUUUCUUUCUUUUUUUCUUUUUUUAAUAUCUAUAUCGAUUUUAUUAUCAUUAAUAGAGAGAGGUGUUGCUCUGGUUAUUAUCAAGCUAAUAAGCCUGAGACAUGGAUUUGGUGUCCGGUUACAAGGGAAUGGUUGGGCUUGUUUUCGGCAACGACAAUUCUGGUUCUAAUGAAGACAGCUAUGUUGAAAGGUUACUUGAUCGGAUAAGCAAUGGUGUCCUACCAGACGACAGGAGGAAUGCUAUGGCUGAGCUUCAGUCUGUUGUUGCUGAAAGUCGGGGUGCGCAGCUAGCUUUUGGAGCAAUGGGGUUUCCUGUACUUAUGGGUGUCUUAAAGGAGGAGCGAGAUGAUGUUGAAAUGAUUCGAGGUGCCCUAGAAACUCUUGUUAGUGCUUUGACGCCUAUUGAUCAUGCAAAGGGGCCACAGAACGAGGUCCAACCAGCUUUAAUGAAUACUGAUUUGCUUUCACGGGAAGCAGAAAACAUCUCUCUCCUUCUCAGUUUAUUGUCAGAAGAAGAUUUCUAUGUGCGAUACUAUACCCUUCAAAUUUUGACUGCGCUUCUUUCAAAUUCUCAAAAUAGGUUACAGGAAGCAAUUCUGACCAUUCCACGUGGUAUAACUCGGCUCAUGGAUAUGCUUAUGGAUCGUGAGGUUAUAAGAAAUGAGGCCUUGCUGCUUCUUACUCACCUCACUCGAGAAGCUGAGGAGAUUCAAAAAAUUUUAGUCUUCGAAGGCGCAUUUGAGAAAAUUUUUAGCAUUAUCAAAGAGGAAGGAGGUUCAGAAGGCGGUGUUGUUGUGCAGGACUGUCUUGAACUAUUGAACAAUCUUCUUCGCAACAAUGCUUCCAAUCAGGUACUCCUGAGGGAGACGUUGGGCUUUGAUGCUAUAAUAUCAAUCUUGAAGCUACGUGGAAGUGCUUACAGUUUUACCCAACAGAAGACAAUUAAUCUGCUCAGUGCCUUGGAAACAAUUAAUUUGUUAUUGAUGGGAGGUUCAGAAUCUGAUCCUGGAAAAGAUAUGAAUAAGCUGACAAAUAGAACAGUCCUGGUUCAGAAUAAAGUGUUUGACUAUCUUCUAUUGUUGGGUGUCGAAAGCCAAUGGGCUCCUAUUCCUGUACGUUGUGCGGCAUUGCGGUGCAUUGGUGAUUUGAUUGUUGGACACCCAAAGAAUCUUGAUACUCUUGCAAGCAAAGUUCUUGGUGAGCAGCCACAAGUAGAACCAGCUCUGAAUUCUAUUCUUCGAAUCAUUUUGCGGACAUCCAGUGUGCAAGAGUUCAUUGAAGCUGACCAUGUUUUUAAGAGCUUUUGUGAGAGAAAUUCUGAUGGUCAAACAAUGUUAGCAUCCACAUUAAUACCUCAACCAUAUUCAAUGACUCAUGCUCCCAUUGAAGAGGAUGUGAGAAUGUCAUUUGGGAGCAUGCUGUUACAUGGUCUUACUUUGGGUGAAAGUGAUGGUGAUCUUGAGACUUGUUGCAGGGCUGCGAGUGUGCUUUCUCAUAUACUCAGGGACAAUAUCCAGUGCAAGGAAAGGGUUCUGCGCAUUGAGCUUGAGUCUCCCACGCCAUCCCUAGGAGCUCCAGAGCCACUAAUGCACCGCAUGGUUAAAUACUUGGCCCUUGCUUCCAACAUGAAAAAUAAAGAUGGAAAAACAAGUACAAAAGAGAACUCGUAUGUUCAACCAAUUAUUCUGAAAUUGCUGGUGACCUGGCUAGCUGACUGCCCCAAUGCAAUUCAGUGCUUCCUAGCUUCACGACCCCAUCUAACAUAUUUGCUUGAGUUGGUGUCAAAUCCAUCUGCAACUAUGUGCAUAAGGGGGUUGGGAGCAAUUCUCUUGGGGGAGUGUGUUAUUUACAACAAGUCUGGUGAGAGUGGAAAGGAUGCUUUUACAGUAGUUGAUGCCAUAAGUCAGAAGAUUGGACUCACAUCGUACUUUCUUAAGUUUGAUGAAAUGAUGAAGAGCUUCCUUUUCUCCUCUGUUAAGCCAACAAAGCUUCAUAAACCAUUGACGAGAUCUGCUGCUGCUAGUAUGGCAGAGAUUGACGAUGUUGAUGAGCAGGAUUCAUCUGACCAUAAGAAUGAGGAUCAUCCUAUACUUUCAUCACUAUUUGAUUCUCAUUUUGUCAACUUUGUCAAGAGUUUGGAAGGAAAUAUCAGAGAAACAAUUGUAGAUGUAUAUAGUCGUCCAAAGAGUGAGGUGGCUGUUGUACCUGCAGAAUUGGAGCUAAAGAGAGGAGAAAGUGACAAAGACUACAUAGAACGGCUGAAAUCAUUUGUGCAGAAGCAAUGCUCUGAGAUACAGAAUCUUCUUGGUCGGAAUGCAACUCUGGCUGAGAACUUGGCCAAGACAGGUGGGAGUGUCUCAUCUCAACCUGAACAAAGGACAAGUGGGGGCUUAGACAGAGUCCAGGCAGAGACACUCCGGAGAGAUCUUCAGGAAGCAUCUCAACGAAUAGAGAUGCUCAAGGCAGAGAAAGCCAAAAUAGAAUCAGAGGCAUCCAUGUACCAGAAUCUAGCUGGAAAGAUGGAGUCCGAUCUGAAGAGCCUAUCUGAUGCCUAUAACAGUCUCGAACAGGCCAAUUUCCAUCUGGAGAAGGAAGUGAAAGCCUUGAAGAGUGGGGGAGCCUCAACACCUCCAGAUGUUGAGGCGAUAAGAGCAGAAGCCAGGGAAGAAGCCCAGAAGGAGAGCGAAGCGGAGCUGAAUGAUUUGCUAGUGUGCCUUGGGCAAGAACAGAGCAGGGUCGAAAAGCUGAGCGCAAGGUUAAUGGAGCUCGGGGAGGAUGUGGAUAAACUACUUGAAGGUGUUGGAGAUGACAUGGGGCUGCCCGAAGACAGCGAAAAGGAGGAAGACUAAUGUUUCCUUGUUUAAUGUUUGAAAUCAUGGCAUGUUCCUUUUCUGUCGACACUCAAUUUGUACAUUCCUGGUGAAUUGUACAGUAACUAAAUUAUUGCCUGUGGUGCAGGAACUUGUGAAUGUCUUUAAUUAAUUUAAUUUUUCUCGCAAUGCAUGACAUUUCAGGAAAAUAA